Molecule: messenger RNA, 438 nt
Organism: Rotaria sordida
Lineage: Eukaryota; Metazoa; Rotifera; Eurotatoria; Philodinida; Philodinidae
Source: the annotation of a GenBank genome assembly
AUGUUAUCAUUGCAACUUAUGGUGAUGAUAAAUGGACCAAUAGGUGAGUUACAAGUUGAUCCAAGAAAAGCUACAUUUGGUUUUAGUGCUGAUCUUCAUGGUUGGGCAUUUACAUUAAAAGAAUUUGCUGAAAUGUAUGGAUCAAAAUUUCAAAUUGAACUUGAUAAAUUAAUGAAUCAUUUAUGGGAUGAAAAUUUCUUUUCAUCAACAGAAAAAAAAUGGUCACAAACCGGUGGUGAAGGUUAUCUUCAUGGUUUUUGUCAAUUUGUUCUUGAUCCAAUAUUUAGACUAUUUAAAGCUAUUAUAGAUUGUAAAAAAUAUCAAUAUACACAAUUACUUGAAAAAUUAAAUAUUAAAUUAGAAGAUGAUGAUCGUGAUAAAUUAGAAGAAGGAGGAAAAUCAUUAUUAGAGUUAUUUCGAUUUAUUCAUUCUCCUUAA